Messenger RNA from Loxodonta africana (African savanna elephant), 1683 nucleotides. RefSeq names its product matrix metallopeptidase 26 (gene MMP26). Gene Ontology annotation, biological process: collagen catabolic process; proteolysis; extracellular matrix organization. Lineage: Eukaryota; Metazoa; Chordata; Mammalia; Proboscidea; Elephantidae. The record is from RefSeq and is a predicted model, not a curated record. The transcript has 5 exons. Gene Ontology annotation, molecular function: zinc ion binding; metalloendopeptidase activity. Gene Ontology annotation, cellular component: extracellular matrix. The coding region runs from base 102 to 968 and encodes 288 amino acids.
CUAACAGCAUGAGUCACUGGGUAUUGCUGGCAUGGCUAUAAAGGCCCCAAGAUCUCCGUUGGGUAUGCAUAUUUAGACAGGGUGAGGAGUGAGAAUUUGCAAUGCUGCUUGCCAUCUUAAAAGCAACACUCUUCCUGCCCUGGUGCCUGGCCCUCCCAGUUCCCCCAGCUGCAGACCUUAAAGGAUGGGACUUUGUUAAGGACUAUUUCCAACGCUUUUUCAUGACCAAGAAGGAGUCAUCACCCCUUACACAGGGAGAACAGAUACGGUUCCUGCAGCAGUUCUUCCGUCUGAAUGUCACAGGCCUACUGGACAAGCAGACACUGGCUGUGCUGCGCCAGCCCCGCUGUGGGGUACCUGAUGCGGCGUACUACUCUGUCUCCCCAGAAAGACUUAAAUGGGAUGAGGACACUCUGACCUAUAGGAUUAUCAAUUACCCAUAUGGUUUGAAGACAUCCACAGUGAAAGAUAUUAUGCGUGCAGCAGUUUCCAUCUGGAGCAGCGUGACCCCCUUGGUCUUUGAGCAAGUGGAUGAUCGAGAUGCAGACAUCAAGAUUUCUUUCUGGGCCUUGGCUCAUGGAGAUGGUUUGCCCUUUGAUGGACGAGGUGGUGUUUUAGGCCAUGCUUUUUUACCACAUUCUGAAACUCCAGGAGUUGUCCACUUUGACAAGGAUGAACAUUGGUCAACUUCACACAGGGGAAUUAAUCUGUUCCUGGUUGCUACUCAUGAGCUAGGUCAUGCUCUGGGCCUGUACCACUCUGGGAAUCCGAACUCCAUAAUGUACCCUACCUAUGAGUACAAGGACCCCAGAACCUUCCACCUCAGUCUUGAAGAUAUCCGAAGAAUCCAGCACCUAUACGGUCUGUGCCUGUGGGAGGGAAGGGGAUCUGGGCAGGAAAUUGUACUUGGAAUUUACUCAUUUUUUUCCUUCUGUCCUUUCAGGGAGAAAAGAAGCAUGAUUUUCUAAAAUGCCCUAAUGCUGGUACAGAGAGUCUUUUCAUGGUUUCAUUGGAGGAACAAAGGACUCAAGGCACUAAAGCAACCUUGGGGACUGCUUGAAUUGAAUCCUAAAGAAGGGCACCUAGUCAGAAUAGCUGAGUCAAAGUCAGAACGUUUCUGAGUCACAAUAAAGAUGAUUUUUAAAAGUAGUUUUUGUUCUCACUAUUUGGUGUAUCUCAGCAGUUGAUACGUUCAACCACUGUGAUCAGGGAAAGAGAAAAGAAUGUAGUAGAGUGGGGAACUCUAGCAAAGAUGGCCAUGAAACACUAGAGUUACCUGCAAGAUAACAAAAUAUUAGAAACAGCUUUUGCGUGUUACUACUCUAUGGGUAAAAUUUAAGGAAUGUUAUUAUUUAUGUUAUGUUUAAAUUGUAGUUAUAGAGACCAACUGUGAUGGUUUAUUCACUUAUUACCUAGGAGUGUUUAAAAAAUAAUCUAUACUUAAGAACUUCUCCACAAAUAGUUUCAAAACUGACAAAAAAGGAAAUUUGAAUCGUCUUAUCAAAUCUCUGAUUACAAACAACUCCUAUAUGGCACCUCCUCAGAAAACUAGAAAUAGAAAUAUCAUAUAAUCCAGCAAUCCCACUCCUAGGAAUAAAUUCUACAGAAAUAAGAGCCAUCACAUGAAUAAACAUAUGCACACUCAUGUUCAUUGCAACAUUAUGCACAAUAGCUAAAAAGAUG